AUUGGUUCAGCGGCUCUGGGGCGUUCCCUCUGUCUGAUGUUGGCGAGAACUUGGAGUGCGGUGGAGGUGGGGGGGUAGGGGUGUCCUAUUGAUGGCCAAAGAAAAGUUUAGUUGGCACCGAUCCCUCUUUUGCAUAGACGUAGCGCACAUAGGCACCGUUUCUUUGGAAUGUAUUGUAAAUAGUACGUGUUCACAGGGGACAGUUUCAAGCACGUUUAGCAAUGCGAUGAGGCCAGUGCACUUUGCAAGAGUAGUGGUGCAGAGUGCCUUCGCAGAUCUUACGAGUUGCUGCUGCUGACAAGCCGGGGAAAGGAGGGGGAGAGCCGCUUCAGAAGGUACUUCUGUGGAGCGAGAGCCGUGCUUUCUUCGCUUAGGAAAUCAUGCAGUUUGCAAUCUGGCUGGUUGGACUAAUGUGUCAUCUGUCAGCACUCGUCCGGAACUCGCGAACAUAUCAAUUACAUCCUAAGCAAGAAAGUUUCAUCAAACAGCUGUCAUCUUAUGAAAUUAUCACCCCACUCCGCAUAAACGAUUUUGGAGAGUCUUUCCCUCAUAAACUGCACUACAAACGGAAACGCAGAAGUACGGAUCCGGACUUCACGAGUUUGAGGGCUCAUUACAGAAUAGACGCCUUCGGACAGCGAUUCCAUCUAAACCUAUCCGCGGAUUCGGGUUUUAUAGCUCCCUCAUACACUGUGACACAUUUAGGAUUGGAGCACAGGAACGACUCCAAUACGGACCUCAACGAUGAUAUGCGGCAUUGUUUCUUCAGAGGACAUGUCAACGCCAAAACGGAAUUUCAAGCAGUCUUCAGUUUGUGCACUGGUCUUAUUGGAACGUUCACGACCCACAAUGGGGAAUAUUUCCUAGAGCCUCUGAAACAAGCAGAUGGGAAAGAAUACCAGGAGGAGCACAACAAACCUCACCUAGUGUACAGACACGAGAGGAAGACGACCGGUCCAGCCAGCAGCGACUCCAAACCUUGUGCCGCUUCAGAGGAGCACCCAAACCACCACAUAUCCCUCCAGAGUGACAGGGGUAUGGGACAGGAGGUGAACUCCUUAUGGGAAACAGUAGCUCUCCAUCACCCCUCCUCCUCCUCUUCACACACUAAUGAAAGUCAGGCGCUCCCCCACUCACGGCGGAAGCGGUUCCUGUCCUACCCGCGGUUCGUGGAGCUUAUGGUGACAGCCGAUGCCAAAAUGGUCCGACACCACGGCCGGAACUUAGAGCACUACAUCCUAACAAUCAUGUCAGUAGUUGCUGCCAUCUACAGAGAUCCCAGUGUGGGGAACCUCAUCAAUGUCCUGGUUGUGAAGUUAAUCGUCCUUCAUAAUGAGCAGGAGGGUCCGACCAUCAACUUCAACGCGGCCAACACCCUGCACAAAUUCUGUGUGUGGCAGCAGGGGCAGAACGAGGCGGACGACAACCACCCAUCCCACCACGACACCGCGCUCCUCAUAACCAGGGAGGACAUAUGCCGGGCGAAGGACAAGUGUGACACGUUGGGGCUGGCCGAGCUGGGGACUAUGUGUGAUCCAUUACGGAGCUGCUCCAUCAGCGAGGAGAAUGGUCUGAGUGCAUCCUUCACCAUCGCGCAUGAGCUUGGCCACGUCUUCAACAUGCCCCAUGACGACUACCCAAAAUGCAUGGAGGCGGGUACGAAGAAACAGUUCCAUGUCAUGGCACCGGUGCUGAACUAUGACACAAGCCCCUGGAGCUGGUCCAAAUGCAGCCGCAAGUACAUCACAGAGUUUCUGGACACUGGAUAUGGGGAAUGUCUGCUGGAUGAGCCUGUUGGCAGAACAUACAACCUCCCUACCCAGCUCCCGGGCCAACUCUAUGAUGCCAACCGACAGUGUGAAUUCAUGUUUGGACCAGGAUCCAGAGUUUGCCCCUUUAUGAAACCCUGCAAGCGUCUCUGGUGCACGAGUGCGGAGGGAGACCAUAAAGGCUGUCGGACCCAACACAUGCCCCUGGCUGAUGGCACUGAGUGCGGGCAUGGAAUGCACUGCAGACAUGGGAUGUGUGUGAAUCGUGAGCUGAACAUGAGGCCUGUGGAUGGGGAGUGGGGCCCCUGGGGACCCUACAGCGUGUGCUCCAGGACCUGUGGAGGAGGAACCAAGAGCACGGCCAGAGACUGCAACAGACCUGAGCCCCAAAAUGGUGGGAAGUUUUGCGUAGGGCGCCGAAUGAAAUUCCGCUCGUGCAACACUGAGCCAUGUCCACGAGGUCGGAAGGACUUCCGCGAGGAGCAGUGCUCGCAUUUCGACGGCAGGCACUUCAACAUGAACGGUCUACCUCCCACGGUGCGCUGGGUCCCUAAGUACAGCGGCAUUAUUAUGAAGGAUCGGUGCAAGCUGUUCUGUCGCGUUGCUGGGACAAUGGCUUACUAUCCACUGAAAGAUAGAGUCAUCGACGGGACACCUUGUGGUCCAGACACUUACGACAUCUGUGUUCAAGGCCUCUGCAGGCAAGCCGGAUGUGACCACGUCCUCAACUCCAAGGCGAGGAAUGACAAGUGUGGCGUGUGUGGGGGGGACAACUCCUCCUGCAAAACCCUGGCUGGCACAUUCAACAACGCUCAGUAUGGUUAUAAUGUAGUGGUGCGCAUUCCUGCCGGGGCAACCAACAUCGACAUAAAGCAGGUCAGCUUCUCUGGGACGGCGGAAGAUAACAACUACCUCGCUCUGUCGGACAGCCAGUCCAACUCCCUCCUGAACGGUAACUUCGUGGUGGCCAUGUUCAAGAGGGAGGUCACCUUUAAGGGGACUCCCAUCGAGUACAGCGGCUCCAACACCACGGUGGAGCGCAUCAACUGCACCGAGCGCAUCGAGGCCGAGCUCAUCCUGCAGGUCCUGUGCGUUGGGGACCUGUACAACCCAGAUGUGCGCUACUCUUUCAACAUCCCCAUCGUGGAGCACCAGGAGCAGUUUGUGUGGGACCCGUCUGGCUCCUGGCAGGAGUGUAACCGCAUGUGUCAGGGUGAACGGAGGCGCAAAGCGGGUUGUGUGCGGAAGAGCGAUCGCUUAGUUGUAUCAGAACAACGCUGUGAACAUCUGCCUAGACCUGGCAGUAUAACUGACCCCUGCAAUACACACUGUGAGCUCAGGUGGCACGUGGCAGGGAAGAGCGAGUGCUCCACCAAGUGUGGGCCGGGCUACCGCACGCUGGAUGUGCAGUGCAUGAGGUACAGCGUGGCCAAGCGGCAGAGCGACCGCGUGGAGAGCAGGGCCUGCUCCGACGUCCCCAAACCCCAGACCCGGGAGCCGUGCCACGGAGACUGUCUGCUGAAGAGCUGGCAGUACAGUGCCUGGUCUCCGUGCUCUAAGAGCUGUGGCCGAGGCGCCCGCUCGCGGGAGUCCUACUGCAUGAAUAACCUGGGCCGCAGGCUGGUGGACAGGGAGUGCAGCGAGCACCAGAGGCCGGUCACCGAGAGCUGCAAUGACAUGCCCUGCCCUGGAUGGAGCAACAGCGAGUGGAGCGAGUGUAUGGUGUCGUGUGGUAAGGGCCACAGACACAGGCAGGUGUACUGUGUCCUGGGGGAGGAGAAGCUGAGUGAGCAGCACUGUGACUCCAGCACUAAGCCCUCUCCCGUGGGCAGCUGUGAGCGGCCUGACUGUGCCUCCUGGCAGGUCGGGGUCUGGAGCGGAUGUGCCGUGACUUGUGGCCAUGGUUACCAGAUGCGGGCUGUGCGCUGUGUGUCCGGUCCCUACGGCAACACUGUGGAUGACCGUGAGUGCAAUGCAGCUGCCAGGCCCCGAGACAACCAGGAGUGUGAGCUGCCCGCCUGUCCACGCUCCGCACCCGUCCUCAGCACAGUGCGGCCCUUAGUCCCUGGUCAGUUCCUCACACAGUGGAGAUAUGGCUCCUGGGCUACGUGCUCGGUCUCCUGUGGGAAGGGCAAGCGUGCUCGCUACGUGAGCUGCAGGGACGCCCAGGGAGGCGUAGCUGACGAGUCCUAUUGUGCUCACCUCACCCGGCCCCCGGAGACCUCCGCCUGCUUCAGCCCCUGUGGCCAGUGGAGAGCUGGAGAGUGGUCUGCUUGCUCGGCGACAUGUGGGGCUGGGCACUCCACCCGACAAGUGGUAUGCAGCAACUACCACCAGCAGGUGGACGAGUCCUUCUGCCACCCGGACGAGAGGAUCAGCACUGAGCAGGAGUGUGCUGCCAGCCCAUGCACCUCCGCCUACCAGCCACGCUCCAACAACCCGCCCUACUCCCCGCACGACCCAGGCUACCACCCCGGCCACAGCACCUGGAAUGUGCCCUCAGCUGCCAACCAGUGGAGGACGGGGCCCUGGGGAGCGUGCUCCAGCACCUGUGAGGGAGGCUUCCAGCGGCGUGUGGUGGUGUGUCAGGAUGCCGAGGGCCGCGGCACCAACCACUGCGACGAGCGGGUCAAGCCGGACGAGUCUAAGCGCUGUGACUCAGGCCCCUGUCCACUCUGGAACUAUGGCAUCUGGGGAGAGUGCACGCAGACGUGUGGUGGAGGCCGGCGCACGCGGCUGGUGGUGUGCCAGCGACCCAACGGACAUCGGCUGAACGACCAGAACUGUGACGUGCUGGACAAGCCGCCCGAUGUGGAGCCCUGCAACCACCAGCCCUGCCCGGGCAGUGCUUCCUGGCACAGGCGACCGUGGAAGCCGUGUUCUGUGACCUGCGGCAGAGGGACCAAGCAGAGAGACAUUGUCUGUGUAUACCAGAACCUCACCCAGAUAGAGGACGAGCACUGCAGUCAUCUGUCAAGACCCAGGUCUCAGAAGGCUUGCAGGGCUGGGGCAUGCCCCAGCUGGAAAGCCAACAGGUGGAGGGAGUGUUCCGUUACUUGUGGAAUCGGAGUCCAGAGCAGAGAGGUGUAUUGCCGCCUGAAGGGCACUGGUCGAGUCUCUGAGGAUCUGUGCGACGCCCGCCUGCGGCCAGCCACUGGCCAGCCUUGCCUGUCCCCAGACUGCCACCAUCACAUGUGGGCAGCAGAGGAGUGGCACGACUGUAAUGCAACAUGUGGCGAGGGGCUGAGGAGCCGAAAUGUUUUGUGCGUGGACACGAGAAUGAACCCUGUUCCCAACAGCAUGUGUGACCCCUUAACAAAGCCCCCCUUGCACCAGCCCUGUCACAGAGCUGCCUGCGAGUACAUGUGGAUGACAGGAGCAUGGACACAGUGUUCAGCCAGCUGUGGCAUUGGGUAUCAGCGAAGGAUGGUGUCCUGUUCAGCGGUGCCCUCAUCCACCGACCCACGGCCCUACACUGCCGAGGCUCUCUCCGCCCACUCCCAGUGCCCAGGGCCCCAGCCUCUGGACACCCAGCAGUGCCGUAUCAGGGAGUGUCCGGCCACCCUUCACUGGAAAGUUGGCCCAUGGAGCAAAUGCUCUCAGACAUGCGGCGCUGGGGUGAUGGAACGCUGGGUGGAAUGCCUGACCUCCAAACACCUCCCCUCCAAGGCCUGCAGUCCGUCCGAGAGGCCUGAGUCCAGAGCCGCCUGCCGCCUGAGAGAAUGUGAGGUGUUCUCAACUUGCCGAGAGGUCCAGAUCAGGGAAGGCUUGAGGAAAGAUGGGGAACACUACCUGAAAGUCAAAUCCAGGAUCCUGCAGAUCUAUUGUGCUGAAAUGCACACCAGCUUCCCAAAGGAGUACGUCACACUUCGUAGUGGACAGACAGAUAACUUCUCUGAAGUGUAUGCGUACAGGCUCCAGAACCCAUUUGAAUGCCCAUUUAAUGGCAGCAGAAGGCAGGACUGCCAGUGCAGGAACGACUACCCGGCAGCGGGCUACACGCUCUUCAGCAGGGUGCGGCUGGACAUCAGCUCCAUGCGGAUAAUAACCACGGACCUGCAGUUCACCCAAACUGUGCUGGGUAGGCCGGUGCCCUUCGCUACGGCGGGGGACUGUUACAGUGCAGCCAAAUGCCCUCAGGGCCAGUUUAGUAUAAACCUCACCGGAACUGGACUGCAGGUCGCCGAGGCAACCAAAUGGGUCUCCCAGGGCAACUAUGUCUCAGUUAAGGUGCACAGGUCUGAGGACGGCACCAGAAUCUAUGGCCGCUGUGGCGGCUUCUGUGGGAAGUGCAUCCCCCACCCGCACUCUGGCCUCCUUGUCCAAGUCCAGUGAGGGUCGGUGUCUGACCUUGUCCCAUGCCAGUCCAGAGGCGCCGAGACAGAGACACCCCUCUACAGGGCUCCGUGAACCCAUCUGUCUGACUUGAACUCCCUCAUCACCCUCCGCCCAGCAGCUAUGGUACUGUGAAGUCUGAGGACCCGUGAGCCGUGAUAGGCACC
Clupea harengus (Atlantic herring) is the source of this 6271-nucleotide messenger RNA. Its product is annotated as A disintegrin and metalloproteinase with thrombospondin motifs 20. The record is from RefSeq and is a predicted model, not a curated record. Lineage: Eukaryota; Metazoa; Chordata; Actinopteri; Clupeiformes; Clupeidae. Gene Ontology annotation, cellular component: extracellular matrix. Gene Ontology annotation, biological process: proteolysis; extracellular matrix organization. Gene Ontology annotation, molecular function: zinc ion binding; metalloendopeptidase activity.